UACGCCUAAAUCUGACUCAGGGCUGAGGUUGGUUGCGUGUUACAGAUACCACAGCUGUGAGGACCAUAUGGAAAUCAACUCACGUCGGCGGUACCUUUCGGGUCUCAUUUAAGGACGAUAACUGUGACACCUAGACGCUUUUCAAACCAUAAAUCUGAAGGCGCUGACUGUUGUUUAUUUUAGCUGCGACGGCGUUUAUUUUUAGUGCGACUGUGCGUUUGGUUUGCCGUCGCUGCUUUUGCUCAAUAGUCUGAAUCUCACCAACUGACUUACAAAGAUUUGGCGCUUUCUUCGUACGUGCUUUCCCGCCCAUGUGUUAAAGACAACGAAAAAGACGAUGAGACAGUACCGAUUCACGGUUUUGUCUCUCGUGGCUGUUUCCUUGCUCAUUUCCGAAAGCUGUGGAGUUAAAGCCAAAGAAGAAGAGCCUACGAACCCAAAGGAUCUCGUGAAACCUGUCCGUAAAUCGGCCAUACCCGAAUUAGGAGAGUAUUUCGCCUGCAAAGAAGAAAUCGACAAGGAAGAGUCAUUGCUGGAUUAUUCUGAUAAAGAACGGGAUAAUUUCUGCCUCAAGAGACUACAGAAGUUAUGGUUUAAAAUAGAUCCUCAUCUUGACGAUAAGAAUGAUACUUGGUUGUACGGGGACGGGUCCGAUGACAAAAACGAAACCGAAGCUGAGAGCCACGAACGAGAACGUAGACAGGCAGGCAAGCCAAAGGCCAAAGGAGGCAAAAGUAAAGAGCCGGUGAACAUCAGCAACGAGGAUGAGGAAGGAUCAGGAGACGACACAAAGGAAUUUAUCUUUAAAGACGCGAAUAAAAACUCUACCAAACCUGAAAAACUCCCGCCUUUUGCCGAACUUUCGAAAUCUGCACGUGAAUGGAUAGAAUCACUAGGAAGGGCUAAAAUUGGCCCGUCUUCGAAAUCUCGACCGAGACGCGGCGCCACGCCGUACCCUCCUUACGAUCUCCCGCGGGCCACGAGGAAAGAAUAUCGCCUGUUGACAGACUCAGAGAGAAAGAGGUUCCACGCCGCCCUGCACAAAAUGAAGACCAUUUACAUCGAAGGUAUCAGUCAGUACGAUAUCUUUACGCGUCUCCAUCUCAGCUGUAACGCCCCGGCCAACCACCAAGGCCCGGCCUUCCUUCCCUGGCAUAGAGAGUUUCUCAGAAGAUUCGAGAUCGCACUGCGUCGCAUAGAUCCCAGCGUCAGUUUGCCAUACUGGGACACCACGCUGGAUGCCCGACUGAAGGGCGACCCCGGAAACUCCAUUCUAUGGGCGGACACAUUCCUAGGCACGGAGGACGGCAAAGUGACACGUGGUCCCUUCAAAUCCUGGAUCGGCAACACCGGAUUUCCGCUGUACCGGAACAUCCGGUCGGGCGUGUACGGACUGAUGAAUGAUAAGAUUGUGGAUAAAAUCCUUAGUGGAGAUUACCGAUACCUUGCACAUAUCUCGUGUCCAGGUUCUGGCAGUUUCUUGGAGGUGGCUCACGACGACGUUCAUUCCUGGGUUGGCGGGAAUAUGGAAUUUCUAGACACCGCGCCGGAUGAUCCGUUGUUCUACAUGUUCCACGCUUUUAUCGACUUUCUGUGGGAAGGGUUUCGCCAGAAACAGAAGGAGAGGAAAGUGGACUGUGAGUUGGACUACCCAAUGGCCUUCUUCGGACCAUGGCAACACGCCCCCUAUAUGCCAAUGAGACCUUUUUGGGGCAUGCGCAAUAUCGACGGAUGCAGCGACGAGUAUACUGAGACGUACUACGAGUAUGCGCCACGGCCCACGUGCACGGCGGAGAACCCCGACUGUGGCUCCCCCUACUUAUACUGCCGUCGACCGGAUUACAUCUGCGUUACUACCAAGCGCUGGGACCGGUCUGCCCCCUGUCGUCAAAACUGCGGUGGAUUCGUGGGAGAAAAAGAACAGACAAACUCUUAUUGCCUGAUAGACGCUAGUGGGCAGUACAGGUGUGACGAGAGGGAGUGGGCGUACCUACCUGUGAAGGUUAUCUACUCCAGGCCUAUCAUGUUUCCCACUUACGGCGACUGGUACACAAAACCGGUGCCCAGAAACUUCUCGGUCGACCCAAGCAGGUAUGCCAACAACUCCAACGACUACGUGUAUCCGGCUGACAACAUGAGUCAAGCGAACAAAACGGCCAAGUACUGUGACAUCCACUGCGAAUGUUGCGGCGGGGCGGCAAAGAUAACAGUUCAAGCUAUGGGUUUGAACUACAUCGGAGAGUACCACGACUACGCCAUCGUGGACUCCCGCCAACCCAUAGCAAGUGCUACAACGUUCGUCGCCGUCCGCAACCCGGAAUACAGCGGAUUUAGCACGUACUCGUAUAUACGCGCGUACGACGCUUGCGGAAACGAGUGUUACCCUGCGUGCGUUCUCCACUAUUCGCCCUACUUCUGGGGGCGUCCAAUUGACUGUUCCGGUGUAGUGCGAAUUGACCCCAUCAGAAACUUCCUUCCCUUACAAUAUGGUAGGACGUACCGAGACGCAGCUUAUCUAGGAUACACUACCGGUAUUCCGUAUUUCGGCGCGGGUGAGGAGUGCUCCGUGGUCUUCUACUGCAGCGGCUACCCCAGAGUUCAAAAGAUGCCGUCUUACUACGUAAGGUUUGCGCGGACCAAGAAGUAUUCUCCCCCCGGGAUGAGGAACCAGUGGCUGCCCAAUCCUCAGGGGAUGCCCCAAAUGCCUUUCGAAUACGUGAACCCGUACCUACAAAUACAGAGAAACUUGGGACUUAUGAAAAAGAAGAGAUCGACACGCUCCAAAAAAUAG
This is a messenger RNA of Lingula anatina, 2791 nucleotides long. RefSeq lists its product as uncharacterized. Lineage: Eukaryota; Metazoa; Brachiopoda; Lingulata; Lingulida; Lingulidae. The record is from RefSeq and is a predicted model, not a curated record. Gene Ontology annotation, molecular function: oxidoreductase activity.